GAACCAUCAGUCAUGUGACUCAACAACAUUCAGCUGAAUACUGGUGUGGAGUUCAGUCUGAUCAAGGACACAAGAGCUUCAUCACACGAGUCCUCAUCAACUUUACUGAGGAAGUGGGCGUCUCUGUCACAUUCAUCAGUUCAUGUUAAACAUGUAACCAGGAAAGAAACACUCAGAGCUCAUCUGAACACACAUCGAGAGCUUCAGAAGAACUGAAUCUACUAACAACAGAGAAGAUCAUUGAAUAAGAGAAGAAUGAAGAUCAUCUGGACUUUCACUCUGCUGAUGAUUCCUGGUGUUGUGAGCUCCAUCAAUGUGACAGGUUAUUCAGGAGGAGGAGUCAUCAUCACAUGCAAAUAUAAUAAAACAUUUACAGCAACUGCAAAGUAUUUUUGUAGAGGACAGUGGUCAGAGUGCACAGACCAAAUCAGGACUGAAAAGAAAAACAAAUGGGUUGAUUCUGGAAGAUUCUCUCUGUAUGACGACACAAGAGCAGCAGUUUUCACUGUGACCAUCAGAGAUCUGAGUGAACGGGAUUCUGGCACAUACUACUGUGGAGUAGAGAGUUUAGUAUGGCAUCUGAACAUUAUAAAAGGUCAAAAUAUAAGUGCUGUGAGAGGAUUUUCAGGAGGAAACGUCAUUCUAAACUACAAAUAUAAGAAGCAACACAAAGACCAUGAGAAAUCUGCACGUCUAUUACGUGUGUUUAUCACAGACCUGAAUGUAAAAGAUUCUAAGAAAUAUAGAAUUGUAGUCAAGGUUUCUGAAGACUACAGGUUCUUCUCUGCGUUUAACCUGGACAUCAGAGACACUGAUUGUUGUGAGAAGAGCAUCAGUCUAUCAGCUGCUGCAGGAGGAUCUGUGAACAUCAGCUGCAAAUACCCACAAUCCCACAGUGCUGAUGUCAAGUUUGUCUGCAGGAGAUCUGGAUCUGAUCUCUGUGCUGAAGAGACGUCUGUGAAGGAGAACAGAAGAUGGAGCGCUGAGGGACAGAUCCAGCUGUAUGAUGACAGAGAGCAGCAGCUCCUGACGGGAACCAUCAGUCAUGUGACUCAACAACAUUCAGCUGAAUACUGGUGUGGAGUUCAGUCUGAUCAAGGACACAAGAGCUUCAUCACACGAGUCCUCAUCAGUGUUACUGAAACAUCUUCACCACCACCAUCAUCAUCAUCAUCAUCAUCUGUUUCUUCACCAUCAUCAUUCAGAACUUCACUGAUCACAAGAGUUUCCUAUUCAUCUCCAUCUGGUUUCAUAACAGCAGGUUCUUCUCUGAUCAUUCCUCUGGUUCUGGUUCCUCUGGUUCUGAUCAUUGGUCAUCUUUUAUUUCUGUUUCUCUGUAAGAAGCAUCAGUCUCAAGGCAGUGAUUCAUCAUCUCAGGCUGGAGCAGGAAAACAUGAUUUGGUUCCUCACACUGGUUGUGUUUAUGAGGAGAUUAAAAACACUCACAGACAAUUACCCACAAACCCCUCUGUUUCUUCUGACUGUGUUUAUGCUACGGUUCAUAAAGUCACUGGUGAUCCUCAGAUCUUGAUCUCAUCUGCUGAUGAUAUGAAUUACGCCAUGGUGAAGAAAGCGGACUGUCCUGACCAGGAGCAUUUCUAGGAUUUAAAAACAUCCGGGGCUGGUGCCAAAAUGUGAGGGGCUAGUGGUGGUGGAUGGGAGCUCACAUCAUACUUAAAAUUGUGUUAGACACAGAUGUGUGAACCUGCAUCCUUCUAGGGAGAUCUGGGGGCAUUGAACAAUGAAACAAGACCUGACUCACCCCUCUUCUGAUACUCUGAAAACUCAUGAACUGUUUGUGUGAGCAAAGUCAUGUUGUCCUUUUGAUUUUAGUUCAUUUGACAGAUACUUUGCCAAAGCAGUGGCACAAAACAGUGUUGUAACUCUAUGAAAAAUAGUAAAAAGUAAUCACUGCUAAUAGCAAACAAAAGUAUUAUAACAAAAUUAUAACCUUACAAAAUGCAUAACACAAAUACAAUAAUAAAUUUUAAAAUGUAUUUGCAACUGUAACAAAUAUAUGUUUAAUAGGGCCCCAUUUUAUUUUUUUCCAAAUUCAUUUUAUUUUUUUUUUUUUUAUUUUUUUUUCUGUUUU
Labeo rohita (rohu) is the source of this 2092-nucleotide messenger RNA. RefSeq names its product polymeric immunoglobulin receptor-like. The transcript has 10 exons. The coding region runs from base 256 to 1602 and encodes 448 amino acids. The record is from RefSeq and is a predicted model, not a curated record. Lineage: Eukaryota; Metazoa; Chordata; Actinopteri; Cypriniformes; Cyprinidae.